AUGAAAGCAGAGUAUCCACCUACGAAUCGCCUUCAUUACACAACUUCGAACGAUAUACGGAAUUUGGCCAUUCGAAUCGGCCUUCCUGUGUUCAUAUUAGAGCGAAAGCCUGGUAACCCGAACGCUGAAGAAGGAGAGGACAGUCAAGGAGGUAAAACUGUUGAGGAGGACGUUAUAUCUGAAGCUGCUCAGUCCGAAGGCUCUUCAUCAACUAACUCGGAUCUGGAAAUUGAUGAAGUCGAUCUUCUUGGUGUUACUGAUCAGCACGAGGAUGAACAUGAUGAUCAGCCACUGGAACAUUCAUUUCUCGGCGAACAGAGCGAUGAAGUUGAGAGUACCUCGCCCACAUCAUCAGUUCAAGCUUCCAAUCUCAGUGAUGAUAUGGAAAGCCGCCCUUCAAGGACAAGACGAGCUCCUCGUCGUUUUGUCGAUGAUUGA
Messenger RNA from Cooperia oncophora, 438 nucleotides. Lineage: Eukaryota; Metazoa; Nematoda; Chromadorea; Rhabditida; Trichostrongylidae. The record is from the annotation of a GenBank genome assembly.